Molecule: messenger RNA, 811 nt
Organism: Protopterus annectens (West African lungfish)
Lineage: Eukaryota; Metazoa; Chordata; Ceratodontiformes; Protopteridae
Exons: 3
Coding region: 152-811 (219 amino acids)
Molecular function (GO): calcium ion binding
Source: RefSeq, a predicted model, not a curated record
ACGCCGUGUUUGUAUUGUGGAUUGGAACUAUCAGCGUAGGUCAGUCCCGCUGUAGGCUGUCCUUUAUCUCUACCAGUAUGAGGACAGCCGGGUGCUGAGUUCGUGGUCAGAGCUGCUGCAGGCAUCAACUUCUUGCAUUUGUGGGUAGAUCAUGUCGACAUCUGGGGCGAGAGUGAGCCUGAGUAGUAGUGCUAGCAGUGACACAUCCAGUACUGGGGAGGAGGAGAGAAUGAGGCGGCUGUUUCAGACCUGUGAUGGGGACGGAGAUGGGUACAUCAGCAGAAAUGAUUUACUCAUGGUCUGCCGCCAGCUGAACAUGGAAGAAUCUGUGGCUGAAAUAAUGCAUCAGCUGGGAGCAGAUGAGAAUGGAAGGAUCUCUUUUGCGGAUUUCACAAGGUGCCGUAUGCAGUUGGUGAGGGAAAUAAGGAAGGAGGAGGUACACCUUUCAGUCAAGUCUGACGACUCCGGUACGAAGAAGAUACUGCGGGAUAGAAUCGCAUCCUGGCCAACUAGCAGUGACAAUAGUUUAGGUGCCUUGUCUGGAGCUAGAGAGAGCUGGGAAUAUGACUCAGGCGCUCGAGAUCUGCAGAGCCCUGACUUACAAAGCCACCCCACACUGCAGAAACUAGUGGAGUAUGGAGGAAGACCCCAGAAUCAGCAAGCCCUUCUUCAAAAGCUACUGAUGCAGACUACAGCACUGACCAGCUCAGUCAGUGGCAGCUACAUGGACCUAGCAAAUACUGUAAGUAGAGUUUAUUGUCAUGCACUUGAAAUGCAUUACUAUAACAUUUUUGUAUCCCGCAUUGAGUAA